Molecule: messenger RNA, 2644 nt
Organism: Amborella trichopoda
Lineage: Eukaryota; Viridiplantae; Streptophyta; Magnoliopsida; Amborellales; Amborellaceae
Product: signal transducer, putative (DUF3550/UPF0682)
Biological process (GO): DNA-templated transcription
Molecular function (GO): transcription corepressor activity
Source: RefSeq, a predicted model, not a curated record
UUUAAUUGCCAGCUUCUCGAAAUGAACCGCCUUUAAUUGCGAGCUGCUUAUGAAAAACCCCACUUUUUUCGCCCUUGAAAUUGACUACUUUUUAAUUCUCACAAACUGCCCCUUGACACAUACUCAACCACCACCGCCUGAAAGAAAAGACAGCCGCAUUCGAUUUCCACUUGGCCGUUUCCGGCGACAAUUACUAUUUCCGGCCAAUAGAGAAGAGAAAGCUCCGCCUUGCGUCCCGAUUUCCGGCUGCUGUAACUGAACCUCGCACCAACGCAGGAGCUAAGCCCUAUUCUGCUUCUUUCUAUGAUCUCUGCAGCCUCUGUAUUCCGGUGACUUGGCCGGAAUUAGGGAGAAAUGGAGGAGAGAGUGAGCGAGAAGUUCAGAUCUCUUGUUGAGAGUGCAGAGAAGAAGUUUGCUAGGGUUAGGGACCUUCCGUAUCAUGGUAGGGACAGGUGUGGCCCUUAUUUUCAGAAGGUUUUCAAGGCUUAUAUGAAGCUGUGGAAGUUUCAGCAGGAGAACAGACAGAAGCUUGUUGAGGCGGGGCUUAGAAGAGCCGAGAUAGGUGAGAUCGCUUCAAGAAUUGGUCAGCUUUACUAUACACAGUAUCUGAGGACCAGUGAAAUUAGGUUCUUGGUGGAGGCUUGUGUGUUCUAUGAGGCAAUUCUAGAGAGAUAUUACUUCAAGGGGAGCUCUCAGGACCUUGGGCUUGCAUACAAGGAGCUUCGCUUCUUGGCUAGGUUCAUGGUGGUUUGCUUGCUCUUGAACAGAGAGGAGAUGGUGCAGAAGCUUGUUGAAAGACAUAAGUCACUCCUGGAUGAGUGCAAACGAACCUUGCAGGAUGCAAGCUUUAAAGAUUGGAAGCAUGUGGUGCAAGAAAUUGUCAGAUUCGUAAAAGCAGAUACAGAACUUGUGACUGUCAGGCCUUUGCGAUAUUGUGUUCCCUAUGAUUCUCAUCCUGUUCUUCUGAAUGUGGCCAAUCUCAAGGCAUGGAGGCCUUUAAAGCUACAAGAUGCAUUGCUGACCAGCUAUCAUCAUAAUGAGGUCAAGUUUUCAGAUAUAACACUGGACACAUUCAGAAUGUUGCAAUGUUUGGAGUGGGAGCCCAGUGGAUCCUUCCACCAAAUCCAAUUGACUGAUUCAAGUGCUGAUGGUGUAUGCAAUCGGCCUGAUGGCUUUGGAAUUAAUCAUCUCAAAAUUGCUGAGGCUAUGGAUGAUGCAAUGUUGCCUCCAAAUCCAAGGAAGGCUAUUCUUUAUCGGCCAUCUGUUACCCAUUUGAUUGCGGUAAUUGCUACAAUAUGUGAAGAGCUCUCUCCAGAAAGCAUUAUGCUAAUCUACAUAUCAGCAUCAGGGAAGGCUGAGCGGAAUGUCACUUCUCUGCCAACAGCUUCUGGAGCUCUGAUGAACUCUUCACAACCAAUUUUGCGCGUUCCACAUGCUCAUGAUUUAUUAUCAAAAGAGAGCUCAGUUACCACAGAUAAUCAUCGGAAAUAUGGUUCAGAAUCUCAUGCUUCAGUGGAUGAUAAAGGCGACUCUGUUGAUUCUUCAGGGACAUGCUUGUGGUUGGGUUCUCGUGGAAAUGGAGGUGUGAACAAGCUUUAUCCUGCUGAUAUACUUCCUUUUACAAGGAGGCCACUUUUUCUUAUUAUUGACAGUGACAAUAGUUGUGCAUUCAAGAUUGUACAUGGUUCAGAAAGGGGAGAGUCUGCUGCAUUGCUUUUGUCCCCAAGUGGACCUACAUUUUCAGGUUUAUCUUCUUUUGAUCCGACUCGAAAUGGCAGCCUGUUCACCUUUUUUCUCACUGCACCUAUACAGGCAUUCUGCAAAUUGGUUGGUCUCUCCAACUCCAAUCUUGAGAUGCAGGAUGUGUACAGAAAGGCAGAAGGCAUACUUUCUUCUGCUUUCUCUGUGUGGGAAGUGAUUCUCAGCAAAUCAGACAAUCUAGAGAUUGUUUGGGCUCGAGUUUUACCUGACCCAUUUCUGAGGCGACUAAUUAUCAGGUUCAUAUUUUGUCGGACUGUUUUAGCUCUCUAUGCACCAUGUGGAAAGAAUCGUUAUUUACCAGAAUGCCAGCCUAAUCUUCCUGCUUCUGUAUCUCCCACUUGUGCUACUUCGCAAUCUACCCUCCACCGGUUAGCAAGCUGCCUUGGUGUGGUUGACCAAUUUUCAUUCACAUGUUCGUUAAAAGGCACUGCUCAAAUCACAAAAGCGAUUUCUGAGAUCGAAGAAGUGUGUCGUGAGAAGGGUACAGUUUGUUAAUAUAUGGCAUCGUUGCAUUUGAUGGGCUAAAAGCUAUUUAUCUACUGAUCAUCAGUGUCAAUGAUUUGGGGUUGCAAGUCGGUUUGCAUAGCAGUUGAGAUUUUUUUAAUGUUCCAACUGCUGUACAGCAUCCAACGGUGAGCUCUUCAAGUUUCUGUUGGCCCCUUCUGGGUAAAAUGGCUGGUUUGAUUGAUGAAAAGUUGUGAAAUAAGUGAUCUUCUUUUGGUUUUUAUUCUUUAUGUUUUAUUAUUUUCAUCAUGUAGUCUGCGCUACAUUUUUGUGUAUAAGAUGAAAAGAUUAGCCGCAUGUGUAAAUGAAUAAGAGUUAGGGUAUUUUGAGGUGUCGUUUCGAUACCUGGAAAUACAUUUCGAGAAAUGUUGUUUUUGUG